This is a messenger RNA of Hippocampus zosterae (dwarf seahorse), 3163 nucleotides long. It is a transcript of the gene tada2b, whose product is annotated as transcriptional adaptor 2B. Gene Ontology annotation, cellular component: SAGA-type complex; nucleus. Gene Ontology annotation, biological process: regulation of transcription by RNA polymerase II; chromatin remodeling. The coding region runs from base 4 to 1503 and encodes 499 amino acids. NCBI's taxonomy places the organism in Eukaryota, Metazoa, Chordata, Actinopteri, Syngnathiformes, Syngnathidae. The record is from RefSeq and is a predicted model, not a curated record. Gene Ontology annotation, molecular function: transcription coactivator activity; chromatin binding; zinc ion binding. The transcript is spliced from 2 exons.
CGCAUGCGCGUGGGUUCUGCCUCCAACAACAAGGAGCGAGAGCCAGCCAACAUGGCCGACCUAGGGAAGAAGUACUGCGUGAACUGCCUGGCAGACGUGACCAAUCUCCGGCUUCGCUGCACCGACUGUCCCGAUAUCGAGCUGUGUCCCGAGUGCUUCUCGGCGGGCGCAGAAAUCGGCAACCACCGGAGAUGGCACGGCUACCAGCAGGUCGACGGCGGUCGCUUCUCCCUCUGGGGUCCCGAAGCGGAGGGAGGAUGGACGAGCAGGGAAGAGCAGUCGCUCCUAGAUGCCAUCGAGCAGUACGGCUUCGGAAACUGGGAGGACAUGGCCGCUCACGUCGGAGCCGGCCGCACACCCCAGGAAGUCAUGGACCACUACGUGACCAUGUACAUCCACGGCAACCUGGGAAAGGCCUGCAUCCCAGACAACAUUCCCAACCGGGUGACGGACCACACGUGCCCCGGCGGAGGGGCGCUGUCGCCCAGCCUCACCGUCCCGCUCCCGCCUCUGGACGUCAGCCUGGCCGAGCAGCAGCAGCUGGGCUACAUGCCGCUACGCGACGACUACGAGAUCGAAUACGACCAGGAUGCCGAGAAGCUCAUCAGCGGCCUCUCGGUGAACUACGACGACGAGGACGUGGAGAUCGAGAUGAAGCGCGCCCACGUGGACAUGUACGUGCGCAAACUGCGCGAGCGACAGCGGCGGAAGAACAUCGCUCGAGAUUACAGCCUGGUGCCCGUUUUCCUGGGCCGGGACAAGAAAGAGAUGCGGGACAGGGAUAAGUCGCCGGGAGUCGCGAGCGGCGCAGUUGGACCGGGAGUCGGCGCGAUGACGCCGGGUUCGGCGACGGCAGCGGGAACGUGCCCGCCGGUUCCCACCACGCCGAAAAGGAAGAUCAACAAGGAGGAGAAGGAGCAACGGGUGCGCCUGCGGGGGCUCUGCCAAUUUAUGGCCCACCGAGAAGUCGAGGAGCUCUUUGAGAAUAUGCACAAGGAGCGCGUACUCAGGAACAAAGUGAGGGAACUGCAGCGCUGCCGCCGCAGCGGCAUCGCUCGCCUGGAUGAGGCGGCCGAAUACGAGGCGGCCCGCCACAAACGGGAGAAACGCAAAGAGAACAAGAGCGUGGUCGUCUCCAAACGCGGCGGCGGAGGGCUCGGCACCGGGACGGCGCCGGGCGGAGGUGCGGGUGGAGGCGUGCUCGGCGGGCUCGGGGCGGGCUGCGCCGUCAAGGAGGAAGCCAAAGAGGGCGAGUUCGCAUCCAUCGAGAACCUGACCGGCUUUGAGCUGCUGUCGGACCGCGAGAAGGUGCUGUGUAACUCCCUCAACCUGAGCCCGGCGCGCUACCUGACGGUCAAAACCAUCAUCAUCAAGGACCACCUGCAGAAGAGACAGGGCGUCCCCUCCAAGAGCCGGCUACCCAGCUACCUGGACAAAGUCCUCAGGAAACGUAUCGUCACCUUCCUCACCGAAAGCGGCUGGAUAUCCAGGGACGCCGUUUAGACCCGACACAGGGAAAGACCAAACUACUGACUCGUACCGUCAUGGUGACAUUGUGAAUGUGUCCAGCGGCAGCCCUCGCUGGCCCAAGAAAUACAGUGAACCGUCCCUCGUUGGUCACGAGGGUUGCGUUCCAGCCGCACUCACCAAAAAUCGGGAUACGUUCAAUCAAGCUAAGAAACGGGAGAAUCUCGUAUAACCACUUGCAGUCAAAGGAAAAGAUGAGCCCGUUGGCACUGUGAUGUUAGUUUCAUUUGCCAGUAGGUGGCAGUCCAGCACAAAAUGGUCCCCGGUGAUGAAUAGAACAAGGAUUUGUCUUAUUUUAUUUUUUUGCUGCUUUAUUCAUAUUCCACAAACACAGUAUUAAUACAAAUACCGUGUUUUGACGAGUGGGGGGCACAUAGAACAUAAGAACAUUUGAGAGUACAGUGAAACAAUGUGUUCUCCUCAGGUUGCUGGCCACCUCCACUAAAAUCAGAACAGAUCAUUCAGUUGUUCCCCUGAAAUGAAAUUACUCGUAAGUAUAAUCAGAAUUUGCUUCAAUCUUUACUGUUUUCUGAAAAAAAAAAAAAGACCAAGGUCAGUAUUUUAGGAGUUCAACCAAACCAUAGACUGUAAGAAAUAGUCCACUAGGCUAAUGCUAAUGUAUAAUGUGAAAUCCCAUAGGCAGGCUAAUGAAAUUAGCAUGGAUGGUUGCAGUCAUUGUAAAGUUGUUAACUUCAUGAGGGCCUGACCAAUGAGAGUUAAGCUCAGUGUCGAUUCCGAUAUUUGACACAACAGAAUUCCAUUAAUGGAUUAUUAUUGGCCGAUUUAAUUAAAAAAAAUGAAUAUAAUAAUUUCCUGUUGGGUGCCAUUAAGGCUUAACUAUAUGAAUUGCAGGUAGAAAAUGUCACUGCUUUACAAUACUUUGGCCUUUAGUGUUUGAUUAAUUUUACAACAGAGAGAAACAUCAGAUUUUUUUUUCCUGGUUAGUGAAUACUCGUCUUAGGUUGUCAUGUGUUCAUGUAUGAGAAAGAAGAACUUGGCCUAUUUUAAUUCAGCUGAUCAAUUGCUCGGGCCCUAAUUGGGACUCAUGCACAGGGACGUCCUGUGCAUCUUCUUAUUACUCUUAUGUUGCAUUUCAUCCAGUCAAGCUCAGUACUACCGCGUGGAAUGUUGUGGUACUCCGCCGACAGCUCGCGAUUCCAAAUCAGGACUUGCAGGCGUUGUGCCAAAACGGAAAGCGACACAGUGUGGGUUUACUGUAUUUGCAUAUCAGGACUAAGGACAAAAGAGCCAUGUUUUGCUGUUUGCAAAGGGCAGGAUGAAUUGUCAGUAUUUCGGGUCUGUUGAUAGGGUUGGAAAAUUCCCAGAAUUUUUACCAGUCAUGAGUAAAUGAAAACAAUUGAGGAUUAUGAAGUGAAACACUUCUCAGAUGUUUUGCCUGACGGUAUUUUCUUCCUGUCCUGCAAAAGUAGUCUGACCCUUUGUAAAUGAUGUAUAAAUGGAAAAAGGUGAAAUACUGGUGACCUGUACAGUAUUUUCCAUCCUGGAAUUAUUUUUUGUAACAGCUUUUGUAAGUUAAAAAAAAAAAUCAAGAUUUUUGUAUUGCACAGAUGAAGCUGCGGGCUUUGCUCUCUUGGUAUGUAUGGACAUGUAUUAAACAUGGAAACUUCAACAUGAA